AUGUUGAGGUCUGUACAGUCUCCAAAGUCUCCUCAAGAUGACCAUCUACGACACCUCCUCGACCAGCGUGCUGCUCGUUCCGAUAUGCACCACCGCCGGUUCCCGUCCUUGACAGACUUGUCCGACUCCCCCUCUGUCUACUCCCACCCCUACUUCUCCCCUCACCCCGUGGAUAGAGCUGAGCUUGAGGCCAACGCCGACGCGUUCGAUUUUGCCAUCCCCGCCCACUACCGUUCUCUCAUGGCUCACGGACCCCGCACUCCCGGGCGCGAUCGCCAACGGCUCGACGACCCCUCCGCCAGUACCUUGGACCUCGACGCCGAUUCCACGGACUCUCGUCCGGCCUCCCCUCUAUAUGAUGACGACCGCUCCCCACCCUACCUCGACGACGACACGGAGCCUAUCCCCCGCAUGAGCAUGCUCGGCCCCAAGAUGAAAUUCCACUCCCCCGCCCCAUGGGAGACAGAGGAAGACCCAAUCCAGGAGCAAGAUGAACCCGACGACGACGCUCGUUCGUUCAUCUCGAAGCGCGGACGCAUUCGUACAAAGGGUGAGGGCUUCAUGAAAGGCUUCGGCAUCGGCUCCUCCACGGCUAGAGGCAGCAGCGCUACACGACCGAGCGCCGAUUCUUCCCGCUCUAGCGACAAGGACAAGAGCUCUUUCGAGACCACAUCGUCUCAUGCGCAGCCCCAUCAUAGUGCAUUGCACGCCUUAGCUCAAGCAUCUAUGUCGUCAACGUCGUUAGCUGUUGCCCCUUCUUUUGCCGGUCAGGGCCAUUUGCGGAACAAAUUUUCCAUUCCACGAGUCCGCACAAGGACGAUAUCCAACUCUGUGAAAACCUUGCAGCCUCCCGCUUCAAGUCCUCCCACCAACACUCUUUCAGAUAACGCUUCUCCUAUUCCACGCGCGUCGUCGCCUGCACACUCUGUGUUUUCCAACUAUCUCUCCCGCACAGAUACCCGUACAUCGUCCCGGCCGAAUUCUCCGCAAUCUUUCACCCGGCACCCAUAUGCCAACCCAGACCUGGUAUAUGAUCGGGAAUCAGCCUAUACACCCCCUACUCGCACUCAGUUUCAGGACAUCCCAUCAGUUGAUUCUGCUGCAACUUUGCCUGAUACCAACACCACGAGGAGCUCAUCGCCUUUCCCAUCGGCAUCAGUGAUCACUGUAACAAUGACCCCGGAUUCCUCGUCCUCAUCUGUUGGAAACGGGAGUACUGAUGUCUCGUCAAAACAAUUAGUUGCGAGUCUCCACGGGAGGACCAUCUCAGGCCCCAUCCCUGUUGAGACUGCCUUGCGCACUACCCCAAGCGACGCAAGCGCCAAAUCGAGAAGAAGAGAAACGAGACUACCUCCGCCUGCCAGCAUGAACCAACUCCCUACUUGGGCUGAUCUUCCAGCGUCGCCCACAUUUACGCUGAUUUCGCUAGAAGAAGCUCAGGCACAGGCGAGAGAACGUGCACGCAGCGUGACCGUGAACGCGACCCUUAGUGCCAACAGAGCGCCCUUUCUGGAGACGGAGCCGCCAUCACGACACAGUCCUAGUGGGCCUACCACCGGUCAUAGGGUGCGAGCUCGUUCUACGAGUGCGGGAUCUAAAGGGAAAAUUGCAUUGCAAAAUAUGCAAUCUCUUACGGGAAGCUCGCCGCCGAGCUUGCCUAGGGCGGAGCCGGAGGUCCGCCCAACCACUGGUGGUGCACCGCCUCGACUGAAGCACAAGAGAAGUGGCUUCAUGCGGUUGUUCAACGGAAAGGAGAAGGAAAAAGAAAAGGAGUAUUCGCCACCUCCCGUACCGUCGCUUCCAGAUACUUCUAUCUCGUCAGGCCCACUUGUCAAAACCCCCAAGCCCACCACAUCGCGCGUACCGGUGCCUGCCCUAUCACCCUCGCUGCUGUCGCAUAGUGGAGGCUCGUACUUUGAAAGGGUGAUAUCCGACGUUUCUAAGGGUGACGAAGAACAGCCACUCUCGACAAAAGUUCGGCGCAACAUGCCUGCAUUGUCCAUCAUUCCUCCGUCAGAGACCUCUUUGCGUGUGCCCUCUAGCCCUAUGUCGACGCAGACGGACAACCGCAGCAGAUCCACCCUGCGCCCUGACCACAGCGAGAGGACAGGUUUUGUACCCGCCAGCGCUCCACCCUCCACAACUGAAUUUCCCAGUCUCAGCCUCCGACCCGUUUCUACUAUAUUCAGCGCUCACUUUGCCCAACACCUGGUCGAGAGCGAUUUGGGUAUCGACACAGAGCCGGAGCUGGACACAUCCACAUCGACCAGCGGGUUUUCCCCGCUCAGCCCAGACUUUCCUCUACGUUCAUCCGACGGUAAGGGUGCACCGCCCCAAAUUGUCACACAGAGGGAUGCGUCAGCAAUCAUCCAGUCGCUGCAGGACCAGAUUGCGACGUCUCGAAAAGCAUGGCAACGACAGGUCUGGGAACUAGAAGGCCGGGUGCGCGAUCUGCGCUCUGAGGUGGAAGAGCUGCGCGCCAAAGAGGCCGAGGGCGAGCCGUGCGAUAAGUGUGGGCGCGGCCUAGGACGUUCAGGAGAAACGUUCGAUUCUCGUCCUAGUGUGGUCAACCGACCGCGGGCGAGAACCGGGGUGGGCACGCGGUUUGGCACGCGAGGUUGA
Heterobasidion irregulare TC 32-1 is the source of this 2622-nucleotide messenger RNA. RefSeq lists its product as uncharacterized. The transcript is spliced from 2 exons. Lineage: Eukaryota; Fungi; Basidiomycota; Agaricomycetes; Russulales; Bondarzewiaceae. The record is from RefSeq and is a predicted model, not a curated record. The coding region runs from base 1 to 2622 and encodes 873 amino acids.